CCCGUGUCUCACACCCCUCCUGGGCUCUCUGUGAUCACCAGGAGCUGUCAGAGCAUCGCACCGCUUGUUCGGCUUGCGGCUCGCUCGGAGGAGACGCGCCCUCCGCGUGGAAAUGACCUCGUGGGACACAGGGAACCUCAGGAAUCCUGGUCAACAGCUCCUGGGAGCAGCCGGGGAGCGCAGGGGCCCGUUGGUGAAGGCACUGUGCAGCGCUCCAUGGGCCGGCCGUCGUGUACCUGCACAGACGGGAGUUGUGCUGGCUGCGUCCUCACGGCUCCUUCAGCCGAGGGGGUCCUGGGGAGAACCCGGAGGGCUGUGGGGUGCUGGGGAGUCUGGCAAAAGCACCAUCGUGAAGCAGAUGAAGAUUAUUCACGAGGACGGCUACUCGGAGGAAGAAUGCAAACAAUAUAAAGUGGUUGUCUACAGCAAUACUAUCCAGUCCAUCAUUGCCAUCAUAAGAGCCAUGGGAAGGCUAAAGAUAGACUUUGGGGAAGUUGCCAGAGCAGACGAUGCCCGCCAGCUGUUCGUGUUGGCUGGCAGCGCCGAGGAGGGGGUGAUGACCGCCGAGCUGGCCGGCGUGAUCAAGAGGCUGUGGCGGGACGCUGGGGUGCAGGCCUGCUUCAGCAGAUCCAGGGAGUACCAGCUCAACGACUCUGCUUCGUAUUACCUCAAUGACUUGGAUAGAAUAUCCCAGCCGACCUACAUUCCGACUCAGCAGGAUGUGCUGCGCACCAGGGUGAAGACCACGGGCAUCGUGGAGACUCACUUCACCUUCAAGGACCUCUACUUCAAGAUGUUUGAUGUCGGUGGGCAGCGGUCGGAGCGCAAGAAGUGGAUCCACUGCUUCGAAGGCGUCACAGCCAUCAUCUUCUGCGUGGCCCUCAGCGAUUACGACCUGGUCUUGGCCGAGGAUGAAGAAAUGAACCGGAUGCACGAGAGCAUGAAACUGUUUGACAGCAUCUGUAACAACAAAUGGUUCACGGACACCUCCAUCAUCCUCUUCCUGAACAAGAAGGACCUGUUUGAGGAAAAGAUCAAGAAGAGCCCGCUAACGAUCUGCUACCCGGAGUACACGGGCUCCAACACGUACGAGGAGGCGGCCGCCUACAUCCAGUGCCAGUUCGAGGACCUGAACCGGAGGAAAGACACCAAGGAGAUCUACACUCACUUCACCUGCGCCACCGACACCAAGAACGUGCAGUUCGUGUUCGACGCCGUGACGGACGUCAUCAUCAAGAACAACCUGAAGGAGUGCGGGCUCUACUGAGCAGUUCUCACGCAGCGCCCUUGGGAGAAGCCAAACCCUUGGCCGCCUCGCGGGGACGGCGGCGAGCACGAGCGGGACCAGGGGAGCGAAAGCAGCAUGCAGAAUCGUCGCGUUCUUUAGCACAACCUUCUCUAUUAGGGACCUUGGGAUGGCUGGGGGGGGUGGCGAGGUUUGGUAGGGCAGGGCGCUGGGGGGGGGGGGGGGGCUCUGGGUUCCUCCCCUGACCCCCCCCACGUCGUCUGGAUGGCGUAAGCCAACCGUGUACAGCUGGUGUGGAUGGAGGGGCUGGGUUCCAGGCCUUUGCUGUGUAGCUUCCUCUCUUUCUUUGGUUACCGAGCCACCACUAGUCUGUUUUUAAGGUGUUUUUGGUUUUUUUUUUUGUUGUUGGUUUUUUUUUUUUUUCCCAUGUCAGAAAACUAUAACUUUACUAAACUGUAUUUCUUGAUUUGCAAACGAUUCUUGUUUUAAAAAAAAAAUAAAUAAAAAAUAAAAACGACGGCAACGCCGGAAACCGUCACUGAACUAUGCACGCUGCGGGGCCAGGCCGUGCCCGACCCGCUCCUCUGAGCAGGAGCUCCUGGAUUUUUAACACUGGUUGUGCUCAACUUCAGUCUUCCUGCAGCUGCUCCCCGGCUGCACGGGGCUCUCCUGGCCUGCCCUGCUCUGAGGUGUCACCCUGCCCCGUGGGGCUUUGCCCAGGUCCUGGCAGCUCACGGCGGGGGGCAGGAGCUGUGCCGUGCUGCUGGGCUGGAUGCAGCUCGUGAGCCCUGGGCCAGCUCCACCCGUGGGCUUCGUGCACCGUGGGCUGUAUUUCUGGCACCGUGGGCUGUAUUUCUGGCACCGUGGGCUGUAUUUCUGGCAGUUUGCUCAAGGGCACACCUCGCUCUGCAUUUACCACGGCCUGUUCGGUUCGGGGGCCGUGGUGCCAGCAUGCCUUUACUCUGUAGAUGUGGUGCCAAAUUUCCCCCUUCGCCAUCGUUUUCCCCGUCGUAACGUUCGUAACCCGUCAGGACAUUCCUCUGCUGAACCUCGGGGCUCUUUUUCUUUUUCCCUCCCCCCCCCCCCCGGUUUCAUGUGUACAGUUCCACUCUGUUCUAGCUGUGGGUCAGUAUUAAAGUGGUGAGUGAACAGC
Numida meleagris (helmeted guineafowl) is the source of this 2399-nucleotide messenger RNA. RefSeq names its product G protein subunit alpha i3 (gene GNAI3). Gene Ontology annotation, biological process: adenylate cyclase-modulating G protein-coupled receptor signaling pathway. Bases 113 to 1267 code for a protein of 384 amino acids. The transcript has 9 exons. Lineage: Eukaryota; Metazoa; Chordata; Aves; Galliformes; Numididae. Gene Ontology annotation, molecular function: G-protein beta/gamma-subunit complex binding; G protein-coupled receptor binding; GTPase activity. Gene Ontology annotation, cellular component: heterotrimeric G-protein complex. The record is from RefSeq and is a predicted model, not a curated record.